CGUGUUGCUGCACCCAUGUCGUGACCCACUCCUCCGAAAUCCUUGCACGUCCAUUUCAUCCGGAUUAUUGCCCAAGGUUACCUUGCUUGGAGAUAGAACGCCAGCAAAAGCUGGAUGCUUCCUACGCAGACGCCGCUCUUCUUCUCUUGUGGUAUUAUACAUGUCCACCAGCAGCAACAACGGUGUCCCAAUAAUGGUAAUAGAUGUAGUGGAAACAUGGGGAAGGUUGUCAUUAAAGCAGCAGAUUCAGCUGGGCUUCAAAUUCUUUCUAUAUCAUUUGGCUCGGAAGAGGAGUCUGGACAUGUUGUAGAGGUUUGUGGCAGAAGUAUUGAGAUUCAUGGCCCUUCCACACGAGAGGUUGCGCUUGCCACUGCCUACAACGAACAUCCAAAUAUGAUUGUCGUCGCCUUCAGGGAGGUGGCCGACAAGCCAGUCGCUGGAGACGACGCCGUGGUGGGCGGCGCGGGUCUGGUAGCAAGCGAAGAUUUUGUCGGUGAGGGGAUUAGGGCGGCCGCUCCAUUCCCAAUUAAUUAUCCCCGCGUAGCCAAGUAGAUGGGCUUUGGACGUGGGGUUUGGGGAAGGGUUGAGGCGGCUCUGCCCUCUUGGACAAAUUAUUUUUAUAUUGUUUUUCCUUUUAUUUUUAAUAAUAAUAAUAUAGUUUA
Messenger RNA from Linum trigynum, 662 nucleotides. The record is from the annotation of a GenBank genome assembly. NCBI's taxonomy places the organism in Eukaryota, Viridiplantae, Streptophyta, Magnoliopsida, Malpighiales, Linaceae.